Molecule: messenger RNA, 831 nt
Organism: Melampsora larici-populina 98AG31
Lineage: Eukaryota; Fungi; Basidiomycota; Pucciniomycetes; Pucciniales; Melampsoraceae
Exons: 4
Coding region: 1-831 (276 amino acids)
Source: RefSeq, a predicted model, not a curated record
AUGACGCCGCCAGUUUAUCGCAACUGGAAGAACCCCACUCCUCAGGACUUAGAAUUUCUCAGAACUUUAACUGAUCGCCAAAAGUCUGAAAUAUUCCCGUUGCCAGUCACGAACAAGUCACACCCUGCUGUUCGUGCCGGUUUGGAUGAGUGCUUCGAAUGUGGCAAUUUCGGACACAGCCGUCUCACUCCUGGAGGAUGCACUAACAAAGAUACCACCAAAAAGCGGCCUGACUUCGAUAGUUGGCGUCGAGCAGACAACGGCAAGAGGUAUAUCUUGAGCAAGAUACGCAUGUCGGAUGCAGACCUUCGAGCUCUAUCUGCUAUUGGUGGUCCGCAAAACCCAAUAGAAAUAAAGGACAAUGAUGCCCCUGUGGUUUCAUCAUCACCUCCGACCUUGACCACUAACACAAGUCAGGCUAGUACGGAAGCGAGUCAUGAGUCUUCGCAGACAACCGUACCCUCGAUUGGUGACGUGUUUUCCGCUAAUAACUUGGGGAUCGUUCCGGCCACGAACGGAUCAGCCGACUUUGCCGCUGGAACUACUGAAUACGCUGUUGAAUAUCUUUCCGACCUUGCGAAGUCCAGCAUAGGAACUGAAGCAGUAGCCAACAUAUUGUCUAACACACCUUCUAACGCGAAGGUCAUUAUUAUGACAAAAAUCAUCGUAUUGCCACCAGGGGCGGCCGGAAUGCCUCGCGAUGAGGAACUCAAACUAUCUGGCGAACAAAUAACCGAUCACCGUGAUAUGUUUGCCGAACGUCAUGAGUAUCCUCAUAAAUUGACAAACCUUUCAAGGACGCUGAUAGCAUUGAUUGCUUUUCCUUGUUAG